This is a messenger RNA of Brassica napus (rape), 699 nucleotides long. RefSeq lists its product as uncharacterized. The record is from RefSeq and is a predicted model, not a curated record. NCBI's taxonomy places the organism in Eukaryota, Viridiplantae, Streptophyta, Magnoliopsida, Brassicales, Brassicaceae. The transcript has 5 exons. Bases 1 to 699 code for a protein of 232 amino acids.
AUGGUCAACUUCAUCUCUUUGAGUGAUUUGCAUAGUAAGAUUCCAUUCCCUGCAAUCCGUGUUAAGAUAAUCAAAAAAUGGAAUACGAAAAUUGGAAGAGAUCAUCACUCAGUGAUGCUCUUAGGAGAUGCGAAUGGAGUAACAAUACAAGGAAGCUUAAACUAUGCUUUAUCUCUACCUAGAGAGAUUGAGUUGAAAGAAGAUGACUGGGUUGAGAUUCUCAAUUUUGACAUAAGAUAUGUUUUUGAGUUGCAUAGAACGACAAAGCACAAAUACACAAUCAAGUUCAAUGAAUCGAGUUUGUUUAGGAAGAUACAACCAGUGAACGCUUCUAACUUUCUAUGCUGUGCAAACUUUCGUGGUAUAAAGAGGGGUCUUUAUCAUCCUAUGUACUGCGUCGAUCUUUGUGGAGCAUUAGUGCGUGUAGGAGAUCUUAUAGCUACUAAGCUAGCUCAACCUGCCAACAUUUAUAACUCAAUUAUGUACAUUCAUAUACAGUAUGUUGCUUAUGGAUCUCUAGCCCAUCGUUUAAAUGCAUUCUGGCGUGCUAAUAUUGCAGAUGUUGUUGUAACUUUUUUAAGGUUAUGGAAAAUUGAGUGGGGAGAAGGUGGUUUCAAUUAUGUUACAAACAUGGAAGGUGGUUCUGAUAUUUUGUUUGAUUCUGACAUCCCAGAGAUUCAGUUCUUCAAAUCUCAGUAA